Molecule: messenger RNA, 2280 nt
Organism: Dreissena polymorpha
Lineage: Eukaryota; Metazoa; Mollusca; Bivalvia; Myida; Dreissenidae
Exons: 4
Coding region: 1245-1916 (223 amino acids)
Source: RefSeq, a predicted model, not a curated record
AGUCACUUAUGUUAUGGACAUUAAAGUCACACAAGUUAUCGACAUGACAGUUUCAUAGUUUAAAAAUUAAAGUCACGCAAUUUAUGGACAUGACAGUCACUUAUGUUAUGGACAAAUAAGUCACACAACUUACAGACAUGACAGUCACACAAGUUAUGGACAUGACAGUUACUUAGAUUAUUGACAUUUAAGUCUCACAAUUUAUGGACUUGGCAGUCACUAAGGUUAUGGACAGUUAAGUCACACAACUUUUGGACAUUAUAGUCACACAAGUUAUGGACAUGACAGUUGCUAGAUUGUUAUUAAAGACACAUUAGCAAUAGGGAUAAAAAAUACACUAGUGAUGUAGUUCAUAUACACAAAUCAUGCCUAUUAAUGACACAAAAAGUCAUAUAAUCAAAUAUAAAAAAAAAUCAUUUCAGUGGCUUUACAGAAACAACCAAAGAACUUGGAGGCCUUCUUAAAUGAUGUUCAGUAUUACAAACUGACUAAAAUAAAUUGAAAAUCCACAACAUUUGCUGCAAAGUAACACGUUUUUAAACUAUUCAUUUUUCUUUGAUUUCAAUUCAAAAUGUAUGUACAAACAUAUUAACAAUUUUGGCUUUACCUAUACGCAUAAUGUUUGUGUAUGUGAUUAUUUUCACCUUUUCUGUGUUUUUGAUUUUAUAAUUCAUUAGUCUGCACAUCAUUGACCGAAACGCUGGCAUUUUAUUAUUUUUUGUUAAUAAUUUUAUCCCUUCAAAUCAGAAUGUAGGUCAAGAUACAUUACCCACAGCCAGUAAAUAGGUGUGCUCAUCAUCAGGUCAAGAUACAUCGCCCACAGCUGGUCAAGAGGUGUGCUCAUCAGGAGGUCAAGAUUCAUCACCCACAGCCAGUCAAGAGGUUCGGUCUUCAGCACGUAAAGAAACAUCACCCACAGUCAGUCAAGAGGUUUGGCCAUCAGAACGUCAAGAUACAUUACAAACAGCCAGUCAAGAGGUUUGCUCAUCGGCAGGUCAAGAUACAUCACCCACAGCUAGUCAAGAGGUUUGGCCAUCAGCACAUAAAGAUACAUCCCCUACAGCCAGUCAAGAGGUUUGCUCAUCAGAACGUCAAGAUACAUCACACACAGUCAGUCAGGAGGUGAACCUUAGGAAACAACUGCAACAUUGAGCCAGGUGAUAAACUUGAAACCAAACAAGCUACAAUGGCUGUGUAGCCACCUGGGUCAUACAACGAGAGUGCGCUUUGACCACUACAGGCAAAUGUCUGGCUUCAUUGAAAGAGUCAAAAUCAGCAAAGUAUUGCUGAUGCAAGACAUGGACCUUACAGAAAAGUUUGUAGGAAAGAGCCUUGAUGAAAUUUGGCGCAUUCCUUUUGAAGACAUUUUAACACCUGGUCCAGAGACAUGUUGUAAUGAAAAUAGAGCAGAAAGUCAAGCAGAAGUCGAUGCUGAGCACACAAGUCUUGAAUGUCAAGCAGAAGUCGAUGCUGAGCACACAAGUCUUGAAGGUCAAGCAGAAGUCGAUGCUGAGCACACAAGUCUUGAAUGUCAAGCAGAAGUCGAUGCUGAGCACACAAGUCUUGAAGGUCAAGCAGAAGUCGAUGCUGAGCACACAAGUCUUGAUGCCCCAGAUGGCUAUGGAAGCAUGGACGAAGAUGACCACACUAUAUCAAAUGGGGAUGAAGAGGAAUUUGAGGGAAAGAGAAAAAGGAAGCCCCCCCAAAAAGGCUGCAAACGUCAGAAAUUCACAGAGGUAGAAACGGAGGAAAUAAAAACUUACUUUAGUGAAUAUCUAAAAAGUGGAAUUUGUCCGCGGAAACAGCAGGUUGAAGAUGCCAAACAGAAAAGUCGUAAGAAAACUGGGCAAAUAUGGAAAAGGUCAAACGACAAGAUAAUUAAGAAAAUUAGUGCAAUGAAUCAUAAGAAAAAAUAAAAACAUGUUGUUUACUACCGGUACUCGGAUGGAACAUUAUAAGAAUACCUUCGAGGGACAUUGAAAAGUUCAUGCAACAGUGACUUGGCAAAUAUGGGUGAUGUUUGUAUGCAAGUGGUAAUUUUUGUGUGUGCAUUUUAUUUGUUGAAUUGAAACUUUACUAUGUAUAUGUCUAAAGGUGAAAAAGAAUCUGGUAUAUUAUCAAACGUUAAAAAUGCUAAUACAAAAGCUUAGAUACAAUAUUUUCCUUUUUGCUUCAUCGAUGCUUUUGGAAUGUACCUUAUUUAUUUUCUUAUAUACCUGCUUUCAGUUUACAAAUAAUUUAAGUAAAGUUUAAGGUAUAUAAUUAAAACACAUGUUAUGA